Molecule: messenger RNA, 7927 nt
Organism: Ailuropoda melanoleuca (giant panda)
Lineage: Eukaryota; Metazoa; Chordata; Mammalia; Carnivora; Ursidae
Gene: SLC20A2
Product: solute carrier family 20 member 2
Exons: 12
Coding region: 4639-6600 (653 amino acids)
Biological process (GO): phosphate ion transmembrane transport
Cellular component (GO): membrane
Molecular function (GO): phosphate transmembrane transporter activity
Source: RefSeq, a predicted model, not a curated record
UAGUUGUGCUGUGCCAAAACCGGGCGAGAAGUAGCGGGGACAGGUCAUUACCCGGGAGUUCCGUGCCUCUUCCCGCCCCACUUCGGCGCGCCCGGGCGUGACUCAAAGCGUGGGAGGGGGGGAAUGUGCAUUGUCCCACGAAUCGGGAUUAAGCUGGGAAACACGAAGAUUUUUUUUCGUAAUGAGGACAUAGAGUUACUUUUAAUGUUUACUUUGAUACUUAAGGAGGCGUAUGCUCUCCAAAUUGUCUUUCCAUUUCCCGUUAUAAUAAAUACUGCGUGCCUGAGACUGUGAAGGUGUUUUAAAAACUGGAUGUGCCCAGGAUGCUGCAAUAUUGUCAGUUGAAGUGAUUUUUGUCUUAAAAAAAGUGUGUGUAUAGGGACUUGAAAAAUAUAUUUUCUAGCAUAAGACAGGUAAUGAAUUUAUGCUGGAUUUCAGCAUCAGUGAAGUAAUCAGAUUUCAGUGGUUGGUAGCAACCUUGGGAAUAAAUGGUCACUUGUCCACGUGCUUGAGGUCUUAACUGUUUAUGUCGAGCUAGUUCUCUAGGGUCAGCUGACUGCUAAUUAUAAUUCAUCCUAGACCUUGUAGAAGUUGUAGCCUUAAUUAAUAAGCAGAGGUAAGAGCUAACGUUUAACCCAAGUCCCUUAGCAAGUUUUCUCUGCCUUUUUUGUGGCUCAUUCUGUUAAAAUUCAGCACACCUUUGUCUGAAGAGCAUUACUUGGUACAAUAAGGUACUAGCUUUAUUUACAGGAUUAGUACGUUAGUUUUUAUGUAUUAUAUAUACAUUAUCCUGUAUCUGCCUUAUAAUCAUUUAGUUUAACUCUGAAGUUGGAAAAUUAGGAACGAAAAUAAAGGGUAAUGUUGAGUACUGACUGUUUGCCAGGCCUGUGCCAAAUGGUACAUGCUUUAUCUCUAAUCUUCUGGGAUAACUUUUGCAUAAGCAUAAGUUGCUCAAAAAUUUUUGAAUACAUGGGUUUGAUUUGAAUAGGUCCAAAUGUGGAGUAUGUACGUUAAUUACUUUUGUUUCUGCUUUUGUAAAAAAGGUUGUUGGCGAUAUAAAAUGACUCAGACUAAAUUAAUAUGUUUUUCAAGUUGGAAGAUGGGUUUAAAAUUGCAUAGAACUGCAAUUAGUCUCUUUAUGUGGGUAUUCAGUAGUUUCUAAAGCACUGUGUCUCAUUUAUCCAAGUUCCCGUGACACACCAUCAUCACCCAAUGAAUAGGCUAUUCUUGGACAUUGGAAGAAGGUAAAUGUUGGGGAAGCCUAAUGGCCUUCUGAAAGGCCCCCUCCCAUCAUAUUUUUUCUAAGUGGCAUUCCUAAUUAGGAGUUGACAAAUGACAAUGAAACACGAAGAGUUAUUUUCCAAUACCAAACCAAGGAAAUAAAAAUCAGUGGAUUGGUUAUUACUUUGUUGAUGAAUCUAACUUUCAUGGGUAUAUUAAUGUUAAGAAUGUUAGAUUAUCUGCAUUGUAGGGUCUCUACCUAAUUUUUCAUUUUGCCUUUAAAUAUCAUAAGUAGUUUGGAGUCCAGUACAUUGUGCAUUAAGAAGUUAACAUUUUUGAUUGGAUUUAAUUGAGUAGUUUUGACUUCCUUAAUCAAGAAGUUUAUUUUGACUGUGUUUCCAAAAAUACAAUGUAAUGAUUUGUGUAGGCAUAACAAUGAUGAGAGCGAUGGUGAGGUCUAACAGUUUGCAUCUUGUGAGAGUAGAAGUAGUUGAAAAGGACUGGAGAGGACAAGGGAGAUCCUUGGAAAUGCGUCUUAUUUAUGAUAAGAGCAUAUUGGACUUAACCUGUCUCCUGAUUCUAGUGGCCCAUCAUUGGAGAGGAAGAGAUUGGGAAUGCUUUGCCAGUCAGUGUUUAUAAGAGGACUCCUUUACCGCCAGGCCUACUGUUUGGGGAGGGGAUAAGUGGAGAGUUGCCUUCAAUGGAAGGAUAUAAGAAGGAAAAAAUGCACAUACUUUCUUUUGGAGGUAAUACUUCCACCCAUCGUGACUAACUGAUUUUUGUCAUCUUGUCACCACAUGCAUCUUCAGGCACUUUCCUAGUAGAUAUUUGGUAUUUGUGUGGGCAGCCGCUAGUAGAUCGAGUAAAGGAAGGAAAAGGGGGGUGGAUUGGAGGUGGAGACAAAGCUCAAGGGUGUACAACAAAGCAUUAAUAGGCUUUUCAUUUGGGCAGAAUUUAGGAACUGGGCCUUCAAUGGCCUCUGUUAUGAAAAUCAUUCCAGUAGUAUUAACUUUAUGUGUUUAAAAUCUUUUGUAUGUUAUUUGUAUCCAGAAAUAUGGAGAAUAUCUGUUUGAUGUGUUUUAUAAACAGUGGAACAUUUAGAAUACAGUAUAUGAAAGCUGCUGAAUUUUUCAUGGCAGCCAUUUCUGUAUGUUUGUCAUUGUUGGAAAGUUAGAGUGACCAUAAUGCCAGCAUUGGCUUCUGUUUGUAAGGCAUUUAAGCAGUGUCGGUUCAUCGUUUGGGAAGACAAGCUCUUCUCAUUCCUUCAAAACUUGGCUCUCACGUGGAGUGCCCUUUAAAGCUCCAGAGUGCGGGGAUCUCUUCUGUCACUCAUUGACAUAUCUCCAGAGCCUAGAACAGAGUCUGACAUCUGGAACGUACUCAGUGACUAUGUGGAAUGAACAAAAGUACAUUGGAAUUCUCUUUUCUUUUCAGUACUGAAGAUCCCACUUAACUUUAGGGGCUGGGCCACUCCAGCUUUACCAUCUCCACAGAAUCUGCAGCCCACAAUAAGCCCUUUGAAUGUUAGAUGUUUAUGCCACAUACUUGGGCAUUUAAUCCUUUAUGGCUUUCUACUAUUACAUAAGCAUUUCCUUGUUUGUUUUGUUUCCCCACCUAAAGUAGAGGCUCCUCAAGGGCAGAGAAUAUAUAGUUAUAAGGUACUGUGUUUCCUUCUUUAUCCGGAAUAAUAAUAUAUGCACAGUAGGUUUGUAUUUACUUACUGAAUGAAUAUUAAAUACCAUAGGGGAGUUGUCAAAGAUACUGAAAAUGUGGUUCCAGUCUUCAAGUAGGUAGUAUUUUAAUAGGCAAACAUUGUGUACACAUGUGAAACAGUAUGAGAAUUUGUAGCUAAAUGAAACAACGUAAUAAUAAGAGCUAACAUUUAUGUAGUGCUUAAAAUGUGCCAGAUACUGUUCCAGGAGCCUUUGCAUGUUAAUUUAUAUGAAUCUCAUAACAAUCUUUUGAAGUAAUAGGUACAGUUAGAAUCCCCUUUUUAAAAUGAAGAAACUGAAGCACAGCAAGGUAAUUAAGUCACUUGCCCAAGAUCACAAUGCAAACAGUAAGUAGGGAGACUGGCUAUGAACCCAGGGAGACUGGUCUGGCCCCCCAGUCAGUGUCGUUUCUGUGGGGAAUUUACUUUAUCAAAGAAGAGAGAUCUAAAAGUUGGCACUACUUUUUCGACUUAUGUAAAAGGCUCUUUUUCAGAUUUCAAAGUAGCAUAAAAGAUUGCGAUGACUGUGCUGCAGAAACAAUGCUGUGGAUUUUCCAAAUACAAGUGGUUGACAAAUGGUUACAGGGCAGUGUGUUUUGAAAUGACUAAAGGCAAGGGGAGAGAUACUGAAUUUUGAAUCUAGAGCUGAAAGAGGAUUAUAACUUUUCGUAGGCAUUGAAUUCUAGGACAGUGAUUCAGCAGGACUUAGGACGAUGACUGUUGAAGUUAUUAAUUUAGUGUCAAAAAAUUUCCGUGAAAUAUAAUAUUGAAUGAUACUUGAUGUCUUACUGCUUUUCUUUUUUAAACACUUACUAGAUUUCAUCCCUAGUGGUAGUAAUUUACCAGGAAGUGACUGUUACUGAAAGUUUCCUAUGCACUUGUCUCCAUUUGCUUUGUCCUUACGUGGAAUCUCGAUCCACUUUUUCAGCUUGUCUUGGGCAAUAGAGAAUACUGUUGGGGCCAGGAGGCCUCUUCAAACCAAGAAAUAUUUCUUUGGUGGAAAAAAAUGUAAAAUCGAGCUGGUGAUUGGGUGACAGACCUGAAGUGAAGUCAUUUUGAAGCUGUGUGGAAUUGGAUGAGGGGCUGCAAACAGAAGCCCGCAAGACGAAGAAAAAUGGGGUUCUCUGAAAGCCCGCUUUUGUGUCCCUUUUGUCAGGAACUGACAGUAUUGUUUUGGGGGUGUUGGGCAUCACCACAGUCACUGAGCCUAAAGGACUCCAGAGAUAAGGGGGUACAUACAUCAGCACCCCCACUGUCCAGGAAUCAGAGGAGGAAGUGCCCUUGAAUGAAGCAUGGGCCGCAAACCUGGUUAGCAGCCAGGGAGGACACACGCGCUGCAGGCAUCUUAUUUUGGAAACAGCACAGUUUGGCUUCCAUGUCAUCUUUGAAUAUGAGAGAGAAUCCUACUUUGAGCAUGUCUUCAACAGAGAGCAGAGAACCAGGAGGAGACAUCACAGCUUUCCCAGAUUGGGAGGAAAAAUAUGGAAUGUGUUUUACCGCUGACUGAACACAACCAAAUGAACUGUACUGACAGUAGUUUGAAAACCAGCAGUUAGCAGUUUGUUCAGGCUCUAACAUUGUCCAGCACUUUCCAGAGCAAACUCACUGUUUACAAGAACUCUCGGCCUUACGACGUUUAUAACCUCAAGCUUCGUUUAUUUAAAAUAUUUCUGCAAAAGAAAAGCACCCGGAGCCCACUUUCUAACAUGGCCAUGGAUGAGUAUUUGUGGAUGGUCAUUUUGGGUUUUAUCAUAGCUUUUAUCUUGGCGUUUUCUGUGGGUGCGAACGAUGUUGCCAAUUCAUUUGGUACUGCUGUGGGCUCUGGCGUGGUGACCUUGAGGCAGGCAUGCAUUUUGGCUUCAAUAUUUGAAACCACCGGCUCAGUGUUACUGGGAGCCAAAGUGGGAGAGACCAUUCGAAAAGGUAUCAUUGAUGUGAACCUAUACAACGAGACAGUAGAAACACUAAUGGCUGGGGAAGUUAGUGCAAUGGUUGGUUCAGCAGUUUGGCAGUUGAUUGCAUCCUUCCUGAGACUGCCCAUCUCAGGGACUCAUUGCAUUGUUGGUUCCACCAUAGGAUUCUCACUUGUCGCAAUUGGUACACAAGGUGUGCAGUGGAUGGAGCUCGUCAAGAUUGUUGCUUCUUGGUUUAUAUCUCCACUGUUGUCUGGUUUCAUGUCUGGCGUGCUGUUUGUACUGAUCAGAAUUUUCAUCUUAAAGAAGGAGGACCCUGUUCCCAAUGGCCUUCGGGCACUCCCAGUGUUCUAUGCUGCUACGAUAGCAAUAAAUGUGUUUUCCAUCAUGUACACAGGAGCACCAGUGCUUGGUCUGGUCCUUCCCAUGUGGGGAAUAGCACUCAUCUCCUUUGGUGUUGCGCUGCUGUUUGCCCUUUUUGUGUGGCUCUUUGUGUGUCCAUGGAUGCGGAGGAAAAUAGCAGGCAAAUUACAAAAAGAAGCUGCUUUAUCGCGAGUGUCAGAUGAAAGCCUUGGGAAAAUUCAGGACGUGGAGUCCCCAGUAUUUAAAGAGCUACCAGGUGCCAAGGCCAAUGACGACAGCACCGUCCCUCUCACGGGGCCGGCAGGGGAGCCAGCUGGGACCUCAGAAGGCACCUCAGUGGGAAACCACCCCCGGGCCUCCUAUGGGAGGGCACUCUCCAUGACUCACGGCUCUGCAAAGUCGCCCAUCUCCAACGGCACCUUCGGCUUGGACGGCCACACGCGGAGCGACGGCCACGUGUACCACACAGUCCACAAAGACUCGGGGCUCUACAAGGACCUGCUGCACAGAAUGCACACGGACAGGGGCCCCGAGGAGAGGCCCGGCCCCGAGAACAACUACAGGCUGCUGCGCCGGAACAACAGCUACACGUGCUACACGGCCGCCAUCUGUGGGAUGCCCGUGCACUCGACCUUCAAAGCCGCUGACUCGGCCUCCGCCCCCGAGGACAGCGAGAAGCUGGUGGGCGACGCCGUGUCCUACUCCAAGAAGAGACUUCGCUAUGACAGCUACUCGAGCUACUGCAAUGCGGUGGCGGAAGCCGAGAUCGAGGCCGAUGAGGGAGGUGUGGAAAUGAAGCUGGCAUCGGAGCUGACAGACCCUGACCAGCCCCGAGAGGACCCUGCAGAAGACGAGAAGGAGGAGAAGGACACAGCCGAGGUCCACCUUCUGUUCCACUUCCUGCAGGUCCUCACUGCCUGUUUUGGAUCCUUCGCUCACGGUGGCAAUGACGUGAGUAACGCCAUCGGUCCCCUGGUAGCCCUGUGGCUGAUUUACGAGCAAGGCGCCGUCCUGCAAGAGGCAGCGACCCCCGUCUGGCUGCUGUUUUACGGAGGAGUUGGUAUCUGUACCGGUCUCUGGGUCUGGGGGAGGAGAGUGAUCCAGACCAUGGGGAAAGACCUCACGCCCAUCACGCCGUCCAGCGGCUUCACCAUUGAGCUGGCCUCCGCGUUCACAGUGGUGAUCGCCUCCAACGUCGGGCUUCCCGUCAGCACCACGCACUGCAAGGUGGGCUCGGUGGUGGCCGUGGGCUGGAUCCGCUCCCGGAAGGCCGUGGACUGGCGCCUCUUCCGGAACAUCUUUGUGGCCUGGUUUGUGACUGUCCCUGUGGCCGGGUUGUUCAGUGCUGCUAUCAUGGCUCUCCUCAUGUACGGGAUCCUUCCGUACGUGUGACUUGUCUUCUUCCAUCCAGCGCACGAGGGGUAGUCUGGUGUGGGGACGUGUGCACGGCGUGUCGCAUGUGUCCUGCCCGUGCACGGGCUGUCCCCCCGCCAGCUUCUCCGCGCCCCUUUCCUGUGGUUCCAAACCACACCGUUCACCUACACUGUAGCGAGUCAUCCUCCAGAGCUAACUUAACUACUGUACAUAGUCAUGUGCAUUAAACUGGUAUCGUGGUGACAUCACGUGGUGCAGUUACGUAUCUGGUGAAUAUAUACUGUAUACAUAGACUAGAUAGCGUUAUUUCCAACAUAUUCCAGAUGGGAGUGGAGAUAUAUUGCCUAGAACUCAAUAUUCUACAAAUCUGUGUACGUCAUGAUUUCAGUGGCAAAUUUCAAGAACCUUUUAAAAGGAAAGUGUAGAUUGGAAGGUGACGUUUUCCCCAUUGAACAUCCUGUAAGAUAUCGAGACUCGGGCCGGCUGGUGCACAUUUGGGCAGGUGUGCUCUUGCGUAAUACCGGGCUAGGAGUUCCCAAGUGCUUUCACUAGGAGUCUGUUCAUAUACUGUGUAUUGAUUAUGUAAGAUAUCCUAAUUGCUUCUGUAAAUACUUAAAACUGUAAUUUUUUAAUGGUGUGCUUCCCUGUACUUUUUUGAUCAGAGAAUUUUGGAAAGUACCAAAGAAGCAGGGGAAUAGUUUGCCAGUAUUAUAUUUUCAUAUUGUCUGUCUCCCCUUCUCAUUGAUCCUACCGUUAGCCUGUGCUGUAGGGAGACCGCGGGCUCCGGCCUGCCCCCUCUCAGUGCGGGUGCCGAAGCACCAGCCCCCCCCAAGCACGUACAGGGCCUACUUCCGGUCCCCCCGCCCCCCGCCCACUGCCGCCACAUGCCAGAUGCUGGUGAACCGCGCGGGGGCCCUUCAUCGUCGUCCGUGUGGAGGAUGCACGUAGGUGAGGCUGCGUGAUCAAGCUCCACAUGUCAAGUCCAGUUUAAAUUCUCCCCCUGUUCUCCCCCCGCGGCCUGAAGAACAGAAUUCUUGUCUCAAACACUAAGGCGAGUGCUAGGGCAGUCUAGAAAUUCAGGAGCAGGGAGAGUCGGAGUGUUAGACAGUACACUGGAUUUGAGGAUUUCCUCGAGGCCUUUACUAAGCGGACCGUCGUGGUGCCCUGCUGUAGCCCCACUGGGCUCUUUGUCGAUAGCGGGAGGGGGGAGUAUGACUAAUGUGAGAGCCUGAAACUGUGGAAAUGCUGCUACAAUUUUUAUAUUGACAAACGUUUUCUUGGUACUUCAUUGUGAUUUUUCAUUAAUCAACCACAUUAAAUUUAUAAUAAAAAAUGCCCCUCGAAA